AUGGCUUCCGCAGCCUCUGCAGUGGUGAGUGGCAUCCUUGCCCUAACCUCAUUGGUCCCAUCGCUUCCCCAAACCGUGACCAACGGUGCCUCUAUAUUGGGUACCCUCUCAGCCCCAAGUCUUUCUCUUACUGGAGUGAAUGGUAUCAUCUCCUGGGGAUCAGAUACAGUCGACAACACCAACCCCUACAUUGGGGGCCCAAUAUCUGGAACGGGGCCCACUUACAACUUCAACAUUGCCCGAGGCUUUAUUGCUCCCGACGGAGUAAAUAGAAGCGCUCUACUCGUCAAUGGAGCAUUCCCAGCUCCGACCAUCGAAGCCAAUUGGGGAGACACCAUCACAGUCAACGUGUGCAAUCAUAUCACCGGGCCCGAAGAAGGCACUGCUUUGCAUUGGCAUGGCAUCUUGCAGAAGACUACGCCGUGGUUCGAUGGCGUUCCAUCCGUUCAGCAAUGCCCAAUUGCUCCUGGACAAUGCUUUACUUACUCAUUCCUCGCUGAUCUGUAUGGGACGUCGUGGUAUCACUCUCACUACAGCGCUCAAUAUGCUGGUGGUCUGGCCGGGGCUAUGAUUAUUCAUGGUCCUUCGCAAGUGGCAUACGAUUAUGACGUCGGACCAAUACUACUCAGCGAUUGGUAUCAUGCCUCAUAUGAGCAGCUUGUCGAACAAGUCAUGACACCUGCAGCCGCCCCUCCAAAAUCUGACAACAACCUCAUUAAUGGCAAGAUGAAUUACAAUUGCUCCCUCAUUACAGAUGGUCAAUCGUGUGUGCCAAAUGCCGGUCUCUCCAAGUUCAAGUUCCAUUCCGGAAAAAAGAUGCGUCUAAGGCUUAUCAACAGCGGUGCCGAAGGUAUCCAACGCUUCACCAUUGACGGUCACAGUAUGACCGUUUUUGCGAACGACUUUGUGCCAAUUCAACCAUACACUACUAAUGUCGUAACCCUCGGGAUUGGCCAACGUAGCGAUGUCAUUGUCAACGGUAUUGGAGAACCCAACUCGGCCUAUUGGAUGCGAUCUGAUCUCAGCCCUACCUGUGACCUUACUAACCAGCCCCACGCUUUAGCCGCUAUCUACUAUGAGACCGCAGAUACCACUUCUCUACCCACUACGACGGCGACACCUUAUGACGACAGUAAAUGCGGCAAUGAUGAUCUGAAUAAAACCAUUCCAUACUUCCCUUUCCCAGCCACCUCGAAUCCUGCAACAACCCAGGAUGUUGUUAUCACCGCCGGCCCCAACGCAACCGGAAGCUUUCUCUUCUAUAUGAACGGCGAAUCUUUCCGCGGCAACUACGAUCACCCCAUUCUCGUCCUCGCCAACCAAGGCAACGUCUCUUACCCCCUCGACCCCGAAUGGAACGUCUACAACUUCGGCACUAACAGCUCCGUCCGCAUCAUCGUUCAAAAUACGUUCCCGGCCUCCCACCCCAUGCAUCUUCAUGGCCACAAUUUCAACGUCCUCGCCGAAGGCGUCGGCACCUGGGACGGUACCAUCACACACCAGCACAACACUCAGCGCCGCGACGUGCAACUCGUGCAACCUGGUACUGCUAGCGCACCGGGCUACCUCGUGCUGCAGUAUGAUACAGACAACCCAGGCGUGUGGCCGUUCCAUUGCCACAUCGCAUGGCAUGUCAGCGCCGGGUUGUACAUCAACACCAUCGAGCAGGAGACGCUCCUGCAGAAGAGGGUCUUGCCAAACAGUGUCAUGCAGACUUGUGUCGCUUGGGCUAACUAUACGGGUCAUGAUGUCGUGGAUGAGAUUGAUUCGGGGCUGAAGAGGAGCAAGCCUAGAGAUGUUCUUCUCUUCUGA
Letharia lupina is the source of this 1812-nucleotide messenger RNA. RefSeq lists its product as uncharacterized. The transcript has 4 exons. Bases 1 to 1812 code for a protein of 603 amino acids. Gene Ontology annotation, molecular function: copper ion binding; oxidoreductase activity. Lineage: Eukaryota; Fungi; Ascomycota; Lecanoromycetes; Lecanorales; Parmeliaceae. The record is from RefSeq and is a predicted model, not a curated record.